AUGCUGCCCACUCGAGCGCUUCUCAAGCGUUCCGUUUGGAAAGGCCCAAACCUCGUCCCCCUCUCCAUCGUCUUCCCCAAGGGACCCAACGACAAAGUCCCUCCCGUCCGAACACAGGCCCGCUCAGCGACCAUCCUGCCCAACUUUGUCGGCCUCAACUUUGAGAUUCACAAUGGCAAGGAUUACCACCAUGUGACGAUUACGGAGGACAUGGUGGGGCACAAGCUGGGAGAAUUUGCGCCCACGCGAAAACCGAAUAUUUGGGACAGGAAAUAG
Molecule: messenger RNA, 276 nt
Organism: Trichoderma aggressivum f. europaeum
Lineage: Eukaryota; Fungi; Ascomycota; Sordariomycetes; Hypocreales; Hypocreaceae
Exons: 4
Coding region: 1-276 (91 amino acids)
Biological process (GO): translation; ribosomal small subunit assembly
Cellular component (GO): ribosome; cytosolic small ribosomal subunit; mitochondrial small ribosomal subunit
Molecular function (GO): structural constituent of ribosome; RNA binding
Source: RefSeq, a predicted model, not a curated record